This is a messenger RNA of Centropristis striata (black sea bass), 2657 nucleotides long. Its product is annotated as calpain-2 catalytic subunit-like. Gene Ontology annotation, biological process: proteolysis. Gene Ontology annotation, molecular function: calcium ion binding; calcium-dependent cysteine-type endopeptidase activity. Gene Ontology annotation, cellular component: cytoplasm. The transcript has 21 exons. The record is from RefSeq and is a predicted model, not a curated record. Bases 462 to 2567 code for a protein of 701 amino acids. Lineage: Eukaryota; Metazoa; Chordata; Actinopteri; Perciformes; Serranidae.
CCUGAGGAGGCUGAGGUCCUUCAACAUCUGCAGGAUGAUGCUGACACGUUCAUGAGUCUGUUAUUGUGGUGUGGGGGGCAGCGGGCUGAGGGUCCAGAACUCCAACGGACCCAGGACACUGAUCAGAAGUCCGGGGUGUGUCCAAGGUGUCUCAGGUGUGUCUCCGGUGUGUUUCAGGUGUUAUCAGACUGUUUGCUUUCUGAAUAAUUCAGAGUCAACUGAUAUCACUCUGCUACCUGAGCUGGACCAAAGCUCCGCCCCUUCACACUUGACCACCUUUACCUGAUACACACACACACACACACACAGUUCUCCUGCCAGACUCUCAGCAGCAGCGUUCUGGUCGAGUCUCUGAGUCUCAGCUCGUUCUGUCUCACUAUUUCAGACUCUCAGCAGAUCAUUUGCAGAUUUUCUUCAGAUUCUCUUCAGACUUUGUUGGACUUUGUUGGACUCAGUCUCUGAUGGCGAUCGCGGCGGCAGAACUGGCGAGGAGAAAGGCCCGUGAGGAGGACGGCAGUGGCAGCCGAGCCAACGCCGUCAACUUCAACCAGCAGAGCUUCGAGUCUCUGCGGGCCGAGUGUCUGCAGACGGGAGCGUUGUUCUGUGACCCGACCUUCCCAGCUGCCUGGGACUCGCUGGGAUACAACCAGCUGGGACGCUACUCCUCCAAAACCAUCGGCGUGGAGUGGAGACGGCCCACCGAGCUGUGUUCUAAUCCUCAGUUCAUUGUGGACGGAGCGAAGAGGACGGACAUUUGUCAGGGAGCACUGGGUGACUGCUGGCUGCUCGCCGCCAUCGCCUCGCUGACCCUUGACCCCGACAUCCUGGGCCGGGUGGUUCCUGCAGGUCAGAGCUUCAGCUCGUCAUAUGCCGGCAUCUUCCACUUCCAGCUGUGGCGGUACGGUGAAUGGGUGGACGUGGUGGUGGACGACCGGCUGCCGGUGAAAGACGGGAAGCUGCUGUUCGUCCACUCGGCACAGGGCGGAGAAUUCUGGAGCGCUCUGCUGGAGAAAGCCUAUGCCAAGGUGAGCAGCUCGUACGAGGCGCUGUCCGGCGGCUCGAGCAUCGAGGGCUUUGAGGAUUUCACCGGCGGCAUCGCAGAGAGCUUCAACCUGCAGGAAGCUCCGCCCACUCUGUUCCACAUCAUCAGGAAGGCUCUGAAGCUCGGCUCGCUGCUGGGCUGCUCCAUCGAUAUCUCCAGCUCGUCUGAGACAGAGGCCAUCACCCGCCAGAAGCUGGUCAAAGGUCACGCCUACUCCGUCACCGCGGCACAGCAGGUCCAUGUCUCUGGCUCUGUGGUGGAGCUGCUGAGGAUCAGGAACCCCUGGGGACAGGUGGAGUGGACUGGAGCCUGGAGCGACAGUUCGAGGGAGUGGGACGGCGUGGAGCCAGAGGAGAAGAAGAAGCUCGAUCACGCGGCUGAUGACGGAGAGUUCUGGAUGUCCUACACUGACUUCCUGCGUCAGUUUUCCCGUCUGGACAUCUGUAACCUGAGCCCGGACACGCUGACUGGAGACACCGCCGGCCGCUGGAACUACGCCGACUUUGAGGGCGUGUGGCGGGUCGGCUCCACCGCCGGAGGCUGCAGGAACUACCCCGCCACGUUCUGCUCCAACCCGCAGUUCUUCAUCCAGCUGAAGGAUGUGGACGAUGACCCGCACGAUGGCGAGGACGGCUGCACCGCCCUGAUCGGCCUGAUGCAGAAGGACACGCGCAGGGAGAGACGCUUCGGACGAGACCUGAACACCAUCGGGUUCGCCAUCUAUGAGGUUCCUGACGAGUAUAAAGGUCGCAGUAACGUGCACCUGGGGCCGGACGUCCUGCUGCGGCGGGCAGCGGUGGCUCGCAGUCGGAACUUCAUUAACCUCAGAGAAGUCUGCGACAGAUUCAAAUUGCCGCCUGGCGAGUACGUCGUCAUCCCGUCCACCUUCGAACCGCAUCGCAAAGGAAGCUUCAUCCUUCGGGUGUUCACAGAGAAACAGGCUGCCAGCAGUCCGAUGGAGGAGGACGUUGACGCUGACAUCAGCGAGCCUGAUGUGGGACAGAAUGACGUCGAUCCGCACUUCAAACAUCUUUUCGUUCAGAUCUCUGGAAAUGACUCUGAGAUCUCAGCCCACGAGCUGCAGCAGAUUUUGGACAAAGUUGUUUCUCAGAGGUCUGAUGUGAAAACGGACGGCUUCAGUCUGCAGACGUGUCGCAGCAUCAUCAGCCUGCUGGACGUGGACGGUAGCAGUAAACUAGGUCUGCUGGAGUUUCAUCGUCUGUGGACGAAGAUCCAGAAAUAUCUGGAGAUCUUCAAGAGUCACGACUCGGACGGUUCUGGAACGAUGAGCAGUCACGAGAUCAGAGCAGCUCUGGCUGAGGCUGGUUUCCAGGUGAACUCUGCAGUGAUUGGUCAGAUCGUUGGUCGUUACGCUGACGCUUCAUUCGCCAUCGACUUCGACUGUUUCAUCGGCUGCCUGAUCCGCCUGGAGCUGCUCGUCAAGAUGUUCAGGACUCUGGACCAGAAGAACCAGGGCCGGAUCCAGUUGGACCUGCAGCAGUGGGUCUACCUCGCCAUCAGCUGAGCGCCGCCCAGAUGCACGCUGGGAAAUUCCAUCACACAGCUGAUGUUUCUGUCCAAUAAAAACUGAUCCAGCAUCAGCAGGAAGUCUGUG